CUUUCGAAGCGACGGCAGGGCAGAGAUAAGAGCCGUAAAGCGGUUUGUUUUGGAUUGGAGGAGGUCAUUAGUAAGUGAGGGGACUCUACGGGCCUGUUCUCUGGGCACAGUGACACUUGGUAGCAUUGUAAUUCUGAUGACUGUGUAGGACGAAUACAUCAUUAAACAUCUCUGUAUAGUAUUUCAACCACCGUGAAAUGCUUCGUCUCAUCCUCCGGCUCAGGCCGUCUGCCGGGCUACCUUGUCCCCGUGCCCUCCCGAGCGGGCCUGCUGCUCGCUGCUCUCGCUCCAUACCCGGCACCGGUUGUCUGAGGCGGCUUCACUGCGGAACAGGAUACCGGGCCGUGUGCUUGGGUUCCGGCUUCAGCCACAGAGCGCCCCUGCUGCGAUGUCACCAGUUGGCGGGCAGCUGUCAAAGCAAGCGUUUCUACAGUCUGCCGCCGCACCAGAAGGUGGAGCUCCCUGCUCUGUCACCCACCAUGCAGACAGGAACGAUUGCUCGCUGGGAGAAGAAGGAGGGAGAGAAAAUCAGUGAGGGUGACCUUAUAGCUGAGGUGGAGACUGACAAAGCUACUGUAGGUUUUGAGAUGAUGGAGGAGUGCUACUUGGCAAAGAUCCUGGUUCCUGAAGGGACCAGAGAUGUCCCUGUCGGAUCAUUAAUCUGCAUCACAGUUGACAACCCAGACCUCAUCCCAGCCUUUAAAAGUGUAACGCUGGACUCUGUUAAAGCAGCCGGUGCUGCUCCUUCACCAGCCGCCUCAGCUGCUGCUCCUCCUGCUGCUGCUCCUCCUGCUGCUGCUCCUCUUGCAGCCCCAGGCAGCUCAUACCCCACACACAUGAAGAUUACACUUCCCGCUCUCUCCCCCACGAUGACGAUGGGAACAGUGCAGCGCUGGGAGAAGAAGGUCGGAGAGAAGCUGAGUGAAGGAGAUCUGCUGGCUGAGAUCGAGACUGACAAGGCAACCAUCGGCUUUGAGGUGCAGGAGGAAGGAUAUUUGGCCAAAAUCCUAGUGGCGGAGGGAACUCGGAAUGUCCCACUGGGAACGCCGCUUGGCAUCAUUGUAGAGAAAGAAAGCGAUAUCGAUGCCUUCAAGGAUUAUGUAGAGACUGGCGUGGCAGAGAUUUCCACACCUCCUCCAGCUCCAGUACCAGCACCGUAUUUUGUGUGUUUUAGUGUUUUUAUUAUUAUUAUUCCCAGGAAGGGGCGUGUGUUCACCAGCCCGCUUGCCAAAAAACUAGCCACUGAAAAAGGAAUUGAUCUGGCUCAGGUUAGCGGUUCUGGUCCUGAUGGACGCAUCACCAGGAAAGAUAUUGAGAGCUUUGUUCCACCGAAAGCUGCACCUGCUGUAGCUGCUGCUCCCUCUCCAGCUGCUGCUCCCUCUCCAGCUGCUCCUUCACCUGCUGCAGCACCAGCUGGGACCUUCACAGACAUCCCUCUCAGCAACAUCCGCAAGGUCAUUGCUCAGAGGUUGUUGCAGUCCAAGCAAACCAUCCCCCACUAUUAUCUGUCUGUAGAUGUCAACAUGGACCAAGUGCUCGAGCUUCGGAAAGAACUCAAUGCUGAAGUGAAAGCUCAGAAUAUCAAACUUAGUGUGAAUGAUUUCCUCAUCAAAGCCAGCGCUCUGGCCUGCCUCAAGGUUCCUGAGUGCAACUCGUCCUGGAUGGACACAGUCAUCCGCCAGAAUCAUGUGGUUGAUGUCAGUGUAGCAGUGAGCACGGCCAGUGGUCUGAUCACACCCAUAGUGUUUAAUGCCCACGUCAAAGGGCUGGCUGCCAUCAGCGCCGAUGUGUCGGCUCUUGCUGCCAAAGCAAGAGAAGGCAAACUGCAGCCCCAUGAGUUCCAGGGAGGUACAUUUACCAUCUCAAAUUUGGGGAUGUUUGGCAUCAAGAACUUUUCAGCAAUCAUCAACCCUCCCCAGGCCUGUAUCCUUGCUGUCGGAGGCUCAGAGAAACGGUUGUUGCCUGCUGAUAAUGAGAAGGGGUUUGAUGUAGCCAGCAUGAUGUCGGUGACACUCAGCUGCGACCACCGGGUGGUAGACGGGGCGGUCGGAGCGCAGUGGCUCGCAGAGUUCCGCAAGUUCCUGGAGAAACCUGUCACCAUGCUGUUGUGAUCAGACUCCACUGCCAUUAAAACUACAGCAACAGGCUUAGGGCUCUCGCUGAAGUGAUCUGAUCAUUCUAAACUGGCGUGGCUCCCACUAUGAUUGGCUGGCCAGCCAUCAGGUCACUCCCAGUUAGCCUGAAGAAGAAGAGACGGAGAUCGCUCACUCCACUUACCUGUGUCUCGCUGUCUCUCCCACCUGUCUUCCUCUCUUCUCACACUCUCUCUUACUCAUUCUGUUUAUUGAGGCCCCAUCUCAUGAGAGACCAGAAUUAGGUAUAAUUUAUCCUAAAAUAGAGACUGCCCAUAUGUCGCUAAGACACUGAUAAUGUUUUACAAAGGGAAGUGUUACAUGUCCAACCAGCAAGCAUAUUGAUCCCAAAACUGAGGUGUGUGUGUGUGUUUCUACACACUUUUUUGUAAUUUUGUGUGAAUGUGAUAAAGACAGUGGGAAGUGCAGCUAUCCGUGGAUUCAAGUUUUUUGAAUAAGUGGUUCUAAUUUUUGUCUGCUUGCAGACAUGAUGGAGCUAAAUGUAAGUUCAUUUUGAAACUCACA
This is a messenger RNA of Monopterus albus (swamp eel), 2657 nucleotides long. It is a transcript of the gene dlat, whose product is annotated as dihydrolipoamide S-acetyltransferase (E2 component of pyruvate dehydrogenase complex). Gene Ontology annotation, molecular function: dihydrolipoyllysine-residue acetyltransferase activity. The record is from RefSeq and is a predicted model, not a curated record. Gene Ontology annotation, biological process: pyruvate decarboxylation to acetyl-CoA. The transcript is spliced from 14 exons. NCBI's taxonomy places the organism in Eukaryota, Metazoa, Chordata, Actinopteri, Synbranchiformes, Synbranchidae. The coding region runs from base 198 to 2111 and encodes 637 amino acids. Gene Ontology annotation, cellular component: pyruvate dehydrogenase complex.